This is a messenger RNA of Canis lupus familiaris (dog), 1412 nucleotides long. RefSeq names its product M-phase phosphoprotein 6-like. Gene Ontology annotation, biological process: maturation of 5.8S rRNA. The transcript has a single exon. NCBI's taxonomy places the organism in Eukaryota, Metazoa, Chordata, Mammalia, Carnivora, Canidae. The record is from RefSeq and is a predicted model, not a curated record. Bases 562 to 975 code for a protein of 137 amino acids.
UAUAGUGAUCUUAUUGUGGUUUGAAUUUGCAUUUAUUUGAUAACUAAUAAUAUUGAACAUAUUUUCAUGUGGUAUUUAUAUAAUCUUGUGAAAUUUAAAUAUUGUGAUCAUUUUAAAAAAUUGUUUUCUUACUGAGUUAUAGAAGUUCAUUUAUAUUUUGAUACAAGUCCAAUGUCAGGUAUCUAUUACAGCCAUUUCUCCCUUUGUCUUUUCUUAACAGUGUCUUUGAUGUUUUAGUUUUGGUGAAGUUCAACUGAUCAUUUUUUUCCUUUUAUGAUUAGUGCUUACAUUUUCCCUGCCUAAAAAAAAUCUUUGCCUAUCCGAAGAUCACAAAGAUAUUUCCCCAUAUUGUUAUCUAAAAAUGUAGGUCCCUUUUAAGAUUUUUAUGUAGUGUUAGAUAAAGAUCAAGGCUUACUUAUAUCUGUCUGGCUAUCAGUUUUACAGCAUCAUUUACUGAGAAGAGUGUCCUUUCUUCAUUGACUUACUUUGGCACUUACAUAAAAAAUCAAUGGGGUGGUGGAGCACAGCUGGAGCAGGAGUCAAUAUGGCAGCGAGCACCAGAUGAAAUCCUUGAAAAACCUGCUGCACAUGAAGUUCAUGCAAAGGGCACUGGACUCGGAGACCAAGAAACAACUAGAAGAGGAAGAAAAGAAAAUCAUUAGUGAAGAGCACUUGUAUUUGGAUUUGCCAGAGCUUAAAGAAAAAGAGUGUUUCAUAAAAGAAAAGCAGAUUUUCUUGUUACGUGAAGAUCUUCUCUGUGGAAGAAAGUCAGAGGAUUUAAUCUUGAGGUUGAGAAUGCUUCAGAUGAAUGCUAAGAACAAAGCAGAAGAAGUUGAGGGUGAAGCAGUAGAACUCCAUGUAUCAGAUGAAGAAAUGGCCAGAAGAGAGGAGACCUUGGUGGGGACAAUUGGAAAAAAAUUUGCCAAGAAGAGAGACCAUGUCAAUUAUGAAGAAGAUGAAAAUGGACACAUAUAACCAAAAGUUAAAGUAAAGAAGAUGUUUUUAAAGCCCCAGGAUUAAAGUGGAUGCUUUAAAACAGAGCUCAGGGAAGCUUUGCAAGAGUUAGCAUAUUGUGGAACUCAUUCUGAUGGCUCUCUGUAAUUAGUAAUUAAUACUGUAAUGUUUAUUUGUAAAGAAAUGGAUACUUUUGGAAAUAUGCCAUUUUUGAAACAGAUGUGUGGUGGAUAUUAUACAUCAUUUGCUUAAUGGUGUUCAUCAAGAAUGGAUUUUUAGCCCUCGAUCUUCAAAUGUGCAUAGGUAUGUGAUUCCUUCCUAAAGAUCUUUAUGACCUCAGAUUUUUUUUUUCAGAUUUUUUUAAUAGACUUUUCCAGUCACUGACCUUGAAUUGACACACAUUAAUUAAACUAGUGUUUAAGUUGUCCUUAUGUUUAUAUUUUACUUUAAGUUAUUAA